Molecule: messenger RNA, 1100 nt
Organism: Talpa occidentalis (Iberian mole)
Lineage: Eukaryota; Metazoa; Chordata; Mammalia; Eulipotyphla; Talpidae
Product: potassium voltage-gated channel subfamily D member 3
Exons: 6
Coding region: 10-861 (283 amino acids)
Biological process (GO): potassium ion export across plasma membrane
Cellular component (GO): neuronal cell body; voltage-gated potassium channel complex
Molecular function (GO): A-type (transient outward) potassium channel activity
Source: RefSeq, a predicted model, not a curated record
UAUGGAGACAUGGUGCCCAAGACCAUCGCCGGGAAGAUCUUCGGCUCCAUCUGCUCCCUGAGCGGCGUCCUGGUCAUCGCCCUCCCGGUCCCUGUGAUCGUUUCCAACUUCAGCCGCAUUUACCACCAGAAUCAGAGAGCUGACAAGCGGCGGGCACAGAAGAAGGCCCGCCUUGCCCGGAUCCGUGUGGCCAAGACCGGCAGCUCCAACGCCUACCUGCACAGCAAGCGCAACGGACUCCUCAACGAGGCGCUGGAGCUGAUGGGUACCCCGGAAGAGGAGCAGAUGGGCAAGACCACCUCACUCAUCGAGAGCCAGCACCAUCACCUGCUGCACUGCCUGGAAAAAACCACUGGGUUGUCCUAUCUUGUGGAUGAUCCCCUGUUAUCUGUACGAACCUCCACCAUCAAGAACCACGAGUUUAUUGACGAGCAGAUGUUUGAGCAGAACUGCAUGGAGAGCUCAAUGCAGAACUACCCGUCCACCAGGAGUCCGUCCCUGUCCAGCCACCCAGGCCUCACCACCACCUGCUGCUCCCGUCGCAGUAAGAAAACCACACACCUGCCCAAGUCGAACCUGCCAGCCACCCGCCUGCGCAGCAUGCAAGAGCUCAGCACGAUCCACAUCCAGGGCAGCGAGCAGCCCUCCCUCACGACCAGUCGUUCCAGCCUUAAUCUGAAAGCAGACGACGGACUGAGACCAAACUGCAAAACAUCCCAGAUCACCACAGCCAUCAUCAGCAUCCCUACCCCCCCAGUGCUAACCCCAGAGGGGGAGAGCCGGCCACCCCCUGCCAGCCCAGGCCCCAAUACGAACAUUCCUUCCAUAGCCAGCAACGUGGUCAAGGUCUCUGCCUUGUAAAAGCACUGGACAGAGGGCCAGUGUGGGUAGUGGGCGUGAGGGGGGCUGGCAUGUUGGUGGGUGGCCAUUGGGACCACUCCCGCCCCCUUCCCCCACUAUUUCUGCCUGCCCCCAUUGCACCCCUAGCACUGAAACCUGUGCCUGGAAGGAAAAAGAGGCAGCAGAGGGCACCUGAGCUUCACUGCUGCGGGCGUGGACUGAGCCCUGUGAUACUGCAGCUCACUGGGCAGAGAAGGGAG